AUGAGGUCACUCUGCACCGCGCUGAUGUUAUGUGUCUUCGCUUGCGGCGUUAUCGCAGAUGUUGCACACAUCAAGGCCUCCAAGGCCAAGCUCAUCGGCCACCUGGUGGGAAAAGGAAAGCAUAACAAGCGAGGGAUUCUCUCCCAUCUUCCUCCGUACAAACUGGGCCACGACAUACCGUUAGUCACUCAUUCCCUGGUGAAGCCGCUCGUGGUCACGUAUCCGCCGACCGCAGCGGUUGCGACAGUUAAAGUGCCCCUGACUAAUCCACUUGUUCCGAGAUUCCCAGUAGGAGUUGGGCACAAAGUUCCUGGGCUGCCACAUCCGCACUACGCCCUGCGAUUCCCUCACACAAAGUAUUACGUGAAACCUGAUCAUCAUUUCCACCAUCACCAUCAUCACGUGGAACCGAAGCCUGUAGUACCGGUUGCUCCCCUACGUCCCGUUGUGGAUGCCGCUCCCGUUGCCCCAGUAGUUCCACUACCGCAUCCGACCGCCGCUAUCGCUCACGCCCUACCCACACCGGUGUUAUCUCCUCAGCCAGUUCCAAUCGCUCCACCCCCGGUCGUUAUCCCUCAAAGCCAUGUAACUCCGAUUCCGCUAGCGCCGGCACUUCUGCCGCGGCCACUUUACCCAUUACAACAACAAUACGUCUUCCGUCCCGGAGGAUCUAUUCACGCUUCGUACUUUGCUACGUAUCCCAGAUAUCCCCUGAUCAGUAGCUACCAAGCUCCGAUAUAUCCUUUGCAUAGUGCUCCAGCCGUUCCGGCGGUGCAAUCGGUUCAGCACGUGAUACAAGCGCAUAGUCCGCCCUUCCACGUACUACCUCAGGUGGUACCGCACGAGGGAGUCGAACAAAAUACGCAUAACGUGAUAUACGAGCAGACUCCCGCGACACUUCACCCCGGUCACGAAGUGCCCCAACCUGCGAUACACGUACAUACACCGACGCAACACAGCUUUUCCCAUCCAACCUUUACUGUUCAACCGACGCUUAUACCGCAGCCUACGGUACACUUGGAGCCAACCCAGCCUUCGGUGCCAGUCGAGCACGACGGUUGGUCCCCGGUACAACCUCAUCCUGCGGACGGUGCUAAUCACCAUUUCGUUCAAGAGCAGGGAACACAAGUGUACGAGCACCACCAGGAACAACAUUUUAACGACUUCCAGCACCAGAUACAACAGCACAUUCAGCAGCAGAUUGAACAGGCUCAAUACGAGCAGAACUUACAAAAUCAACAUCACCUGCAGCAAGAGUACGGUGCACCGCAGAUACCGUACGAAUACCACGGCCAGACUAAUCCGUACCAAGGUCAGGAUAUCGCUCAUCAUGCCCACGAUUUUGCUCAAUCGGGUCACGACUUCUCACAACAUGGACCUGAUUUUUCUCAGCAAGGACAGGACUUUUCUCACCAAAGUCACGACUUUUCACAACAAGGUAACGAUUAUUCUCUUCCCGGUCAAGACUUUGGCCAGUCGACGCAUCCGAAUCAAGAGUAUGGAGUGCCGCAACCGGAAGGCCGCAGUUUGGAUGACGACAGUCAGCAAUUCCACAAUCACAUACCUCUGGCCUUACAGCCCCCAAUAGAUCGACCCUUAGACCACUUUCAGUGA
Leptosia nina is the source of this 1614-nucleotide messenger RNA. The record is from the annotation of a GenBank genome assembly. Lineage: Eukaryota; Metazoa; Arthropoda; Insecta; Lepidoptera; Pieridae.